AUGUUGCCACCUGCGAGUUUGCAGAGCCCGGCGGUGGUGAACAGCAAGAGUCGCUGUGGUUGCAGUGGCGGCAGAGGUCGCCUGAGUGUCACCGCGCUGGACCAGUCGCAAACGCCGCGGUGCUCUGCAGAAGGGCAGACGAGCUUCUCUGCGGACAGCACUGUAUUCGCUACCGUCUCCUUGUCCGCCGACGCGUCGCGACCGACGGCGGUGAACUGUGUAAAGGGUGAGCUCAUUGGCAAAGGCAGCUACGGCGCUGUGUACCGCGGUAUGCAGCGCAGCAACAACAGGAUCAUAGCAAUGAAGGAGAUUCGGCUCCCUAGCGCGGUAGAGCAGCAGCUGCGGCAGUCCGAAAAGCUAACGGUGACGGCAGCGUGUCCUGCAGAGUCGCCGUCGUCUCCGGUGCUGCCAGCGUCCAAUUCACUCAAGGGAGAGAGUGCGUUAGCCAAGGAGGUGGAGGCUAUCAAGCGCGAGCUGACGCUGCUCAAGCACAUGAGCCACCCCAACAUUGUCCGCUACCUGAACGACGAGGUGGUCGACGGAACGCUGCGCAUAUACAUGGACUACGUCUCCGGCGGGAGCGUCACGGCAGCGCUCAAGUCGUAUGGCAGCUUUGAGGAGCAACAGGCGGCUGCGCUGUGUUUUCAGCUACUGCAGGGGCUCGCCUACAUGCACCGCCGCGGCAUCAUUCACCGGGACUUGAAGGGGGACAACUUGCUUCUAGAAACGUCUAGUCAGCUCAAAAUUGCGGAUCUGGGCACUGCCAAGAGCAUCAUCUCGUCGGCGACCAUGACGGCAAAUAUUGUCGGAACGGCUUACUUCAUGGCGCCGGAGGUGUUGCAGCCGAAGGGCGCUGCGGUGGGGACGGCGGCGGAUAUAUGGUCCGUUGCCUGCUGCGUGAUUGAGAUGCUCACAGGCAAGCCGCCGCUCUCUGACUUGCCGAAUCAGUUCACGGUGAUGAUGACGAUCGGUGGCUCGGCCACAGUGCCGCUUGACAAGUACAUUCCGGCUGACAACAAGUGGUCCUGCGAGGUGCUGGACUUCAUCUCACAGUGCCUGCGCGCAAACCCGGCAGACAGGCCUACCGCAGUUGAGCUACUGCAGCACAGCUGGUUUGCGAGGCGGCUGAACAUAACGCACGCUCCAUCGGUUGUGUCAACGCCGGCGACGCUGGCCUCCUACCUGACCCCCCCAGUCCCACCCAUCGAGCGCCCCCUCCACUCAGCACCGCAGCGUCACGUGGUGUCUCCAGUAUGCUCGCCUGGCUUGUGUGCGGCACUCACACCGGGCUGCGCCGGGCCACAGUUUAGCGCAGGCCACCCAGGAAGUCGCACUAGCAGCCGCGCCAGCAGGGAACGCAAAGGGAGACGAGAAAAGCGCAUCUCGUUGCGACGCCCCACACGCUACUCGACCAGCGGCGCGACGAGCGCGACCUCGCAGCACUCGCAGGAGAGCUCCCAGGUAAGCACGCCACAAAACAGCAGCAGCACUCGUACACACGACGACUCAGUGCAAAGCAGUUCCUUAACGCGGGCACACAGCCAUCCGGGGAGGCAGCACGACUCCAACCCAAAGCGCAGGAUUCAUUUGCAAAGUUUGGGUCACGGACUUGUUAAGGAGGACUCUCGGCAAAGCUCAAGUGGCGAGUACACGAUGCAGCACCGCACGUGCGCCUCCGGUCGUGGCGGCGGCGGCGGUGACAGUGGCGGGGAUAAUAAAGGCAAAAGUGCGUUUCUCCCUGCCAUCACCCUUAACAGCAGCGUGGCACUGUCGCCGUGUGGCUACUCCUUGGAUACGUUGCGUGGCAGUCGAUCGCUGAAGAACAGUGGAAGCUCGCGAGAGCCGACUAAAGUGUGCUUGUACCCCCCAGGUACGGAGAGCAUGAGUCGCGACUUGAUGAACCUCGGCCAAUGCCUAAGUGACAACCAGAAGUCCUUUUCCCGCGACUUUGGCGACUCAUCUGUGCAGUCCGGCAGCGUCCCCAAAGGUAGUGUAGAGAGCGGGCUGAACACGCGUUGUGCGGAUGGCGACAGCAUAAUCGGCGACCUGGAAGGCACGGGCCAGCGCACUUUGCUUACCAGCAUGUCAUCACGCCUCUCGAACUCGUGCAAAAACCCUCGCGGCAGCGAUAAGGCGAGUUAG
Leishmania braziliensis MHOM/BR/75/M2904 is the source of this 2142-nucleotide messenger RNA. RefSeq names its product putative protein kinase. The record is from RefSeq and is a predicted model, not a curated record. Gene Ontology annotation, molecular function: protein kinase activity; ATP binding. The transcript has a single exon. Bases 1 to 2142 code for a protein of 713 amino acids. Lineage: Eukaryota; Euglenozoa; Kinetoplastea; Trypanosomatida; Trypanosomatidae. Gene Ontology annotation, biological process: protein phosphorylation.